Xyrauchen texanus (razorback sucker) is the source of this 4344-nucleotide messenger RNA. It is a transcript of the gene arhgef18a, whose product is annotated as rho/rac guanine nucleotide exchange factor (GEF) 18a. Gene Ontology annotation, biological process: regulation of Rho protein signal transduction. Bases 573 to 3398 code for a protein of 941 amino acids. Gene Ontology annotation, molecular function: guanyl-nucleotide exchange factor activity. Gene Ontology annotation, cellular component: plasma membrane. The transcript has 21 exons. The record is from RefSeq and is a predicted model, not a curated record. NCBI's taxonomy places the organism in Eukaryota, Metazoa, Chordata, Actinopteri, Cypriniformes, Catostomidae.
GCUGAAGCUACUUGAGCCUUGAUGAUGCCGUGGGAGUCCAUUAGGGAAAAAAGGUAGGAAAGCAAAACAGGUUGGUGUAAACAACAGGCGUUGAGAAGGAACGGAGUAGCGCUACAACCCCGCCGCCUUCUGUUCCCGUCAUGCCUCGAGAAUGGAGCGCCGAUCGUGUGUGUGUGUGCGCGCGCGCGUGUGCAUGAGGACACACACUACUUCACUUUUAGUCCCCGUGUGUGUAUGUGUGCACUUGUUGUAACCGGUGUGGCACGGAUGCUUAAGAAAGAAAACCCUGCCGAAAAAAGGACUAGAUUAGUUGACGGUUGGGAUUAAACGGUUUGGAGCUGAAAUUAUGUGAUGUUUCUUUCAAAAAGGUCUGACUGAGAGUUGUGUUCAUCUUGCGUUUGGCUGUAUCUCACCCAUGACAUAUCAGGCAUGACCCUUCACAGCACAGAUAAACCUGCAUCUUUCAGCCUUUAACCUCUGGUUAACACUACAGCAACAGGUUGAAUGCAACGAAACACUGCACGGAGCUGAACAAUGCAGAUUUAAAACAGCAACAUCUAAAAGAGCAUAAGAUGGACGAAAUAGAUUUGGCCAAAGUCAAGAACAUGCCAGAGGAUUCUAAUGUCCUGUCUGCAUAUUCCGCUGACACCAUCAAUCUUGACGAUGGUCGUUAUAACUCACUGCGUGAAGAUCUGGAGGCCGAUGCUCGGGACUUUGAAGCUCCCACUUGGAGUUUAGCAGUUGACCAGCAGUAUUUAAAAGCCUACUCCAAAGAGGCAAUUAAAAGACAAGACGUAAUACAUGAACUGAUUCAGACAGAGAUAAAUCAUGUGCGGACACUGAAGCUAGUUUUGGGUGUAUACAUGCGGGAACUGCACGAGACCCUGCAAAUGGAUGAGACCCGGCUGGAGAGGCUCUUUCCGCAGGUGGAUAACUUGCUGCAGGUGCACCAGCACUUUCUCAAUCACCUUAAACAGCGGCGAGUGGACUCCAUGGAGCCAGGCAGUACCCAGAAUUACUGCAUCCACAGAAUAGGAGACAUCCUUAUCGCACAGUUCUCAGGUGAAAUGAGAAACAAACUGCAAUACUGCUAUGGAGUGUUCUGCAGUCACCACAAUGAUGCAGUCAACUUCUACAAAGACUUAAUGCAAAACAACAAGAAGUUCCAGAACUUUAUACGAAAAAUAUCUCAGCUUUCCAUCGUACGAAGAUUAGGUAUACCAGAGAUUAUUCUCCUUAUAACACAACGCAUUACAAAGUAUCCAGUUCUGAUUGAGCGUGUCAUCAAAAACACUGAAGUUGACUCAGAAGAGCACAGGGACCUGGUACAAGGUCUGGAUCUUCUGAAGGAAACAAUAUCUCAAGUGAAUACUCAUGUGGAUGAGUUUGAGAAGGCGAUGCGGCUGAGGGACUUAAGCAGUAAAUUGGAACCCAAGUCUCAGGUCAAGAGGUCUCAUGGACAGGUGUUCCGAAGAGAGGACAUGAUACAGGAAGAGAGGAAGCUGCUUCAUGAGGGAAUGCUCAAUUGGAGACUAGCGUCUAACAGAAACAAAGAUGUCCUUGUCCUGCUGUUAUCAGAUGUUCUGCUGUUGCUACUGGAAAAAGAUCAGCGACUUACAUUUGCCUCUCUGGACGGUAAGUCUGCAGUGAUCUCACUGCGGAAGCUCAUAGUGCGGGAAGCGGCUCAUGACGAGAAGGCCAUGUUUUUGAUCUCUGCCUCUAAUGACACUCCAGAGAUGUACGAGUUUCACACUUCCUCCGGAGAGGAGCGUAAAACUUGGAGAAACCUAAUCUGGAAGGCUGUGGAGUGCUGUCCAGAAGAAAAGGUGGAGGAUCCAGAAGAACUCUCUGAGAGGAUCAGGGACUUUGAAAGGAAGCUGUGCAUGACCGAUGCCUUGAUAGAGCAGCACCUCAUAGAGAAGCUGAAGUUAUUUGCCAGCAUUGCAGCCUACGUGACAGGUGUUGAAGACUUCUCACCAACUGAGUGCCGUCUGCUGUGUGGGAAUGCACCAGAGCCCAUGCAGGGGGAGCAGCUCCUCACUGGAGCCUUAAGAGAUGUGGAGCUUUUACAAAACUUGCUGGUAGCAUGUGAGCUGGGCCAAACUCCUCAAACUGGUGAGGGAAUGGAUCUGGUGCCUUUACCCAAAAGACCUGAUACUUUCACAAGCUUUGACAGCAACCCCUACAUGCUACCUGGAAAUGGUGUCAUGGAAAGAAUGAGGGAUAGAAACCAGUGGGCUAGUUCAGACCCUCAGCUCAGAGAGCUUUAUCCUAGUGAGACCAUGGAGUUUUCGGCAGACGAGGAGAUCUCUCUACAGAGCUGGAGUGCAUAUCUGUCAGUCUUCUUUCCUAAAGCCGAGCUUUAUGACACUGUAACAAACCUGUCUCAGAAACUUUACAGCCUUCAGUCAGUUGUAUUGCGAUUGGAGAGUCACAUUGAAGUGCAGCGCGCCACUGUUGAAGAGCUGAUGUCCCGACCGAGGGGCAACUCCCUCCUGGAGCAGGAAAAAUAUCGGAACUUGGAAAAACAGCGUGAGGAGCUGGCCAACUUCCAGCGGCUCCAGAACCAGCACAGGCAGGAGCGGGCUCAGUGGGAACAGGAACGAGAGAGACAAAGAGUGGAGGCGGAGAUGAAGGAAAAUCAGUUGAGGGAGAGAGAACUAGAAUGCAGCAAGCAGGAGGAGCAGCUAGCUGAGGAGAGACAGAAACUGACCAUGUGCAGAGAGGACUACCAGCAGGAUCUUGAGAGGCUCAGAGACUCCAUGCGUGCCAUGGAGAAGGAGAGAGAGAAGCUGGAGCAGCUGCAGAAGAAGUAUAAGAAGAACGAGAACAUUCCCGUCCCUGCAAACUUUGCUCUGGAGAAUGAACAGAUACUUCCCCCCUACCCCUUAUUUAAUGUGGUUCCUCCUGGCUUCGAUGAGAGGCCUCCCCUGGUACCACCACGCAGGGAGAGCAUCACUGUGCAGACCAUUAAGACAGAAGUCCCCAUCCAUCUCAUUAGCACUACCAACCAGUCACACAAAGCCAGCUCCGUCCAACAGAAGAUCCCCACCAAGUUGGCCGCCAAGCCAAAAGGCAAGGAGAAACACAGCAAGCACAAGCUCUCCCACCAGAGCACCAACAGUGCUGCUGGUAUAGAGGUGUCUCAAGUACUUCCAAUCAACGUUGCAGGAAAGGAAGGAGGUAGUUUGAGAGCCAUGAGAUCCAGCAGCCCCCACAAACUCCAUCCAGAUAUUUUUAUCCAACCAGAGAAGUUAUCCCGCUCUGUACCAACUCAUUCAACAAACACAACCAGGAAGCAUAACCUCAGCGCACACAGCCACAGCAUGCACACUACCCUCCCGGGGCACCUCAAAACCAAAGACAACACGACUGCAGAAGACAUUUUUUUCUUUUAGUGUCCCAUGGGAUCUACAGACUACAUCAAGGAUGCACAUAGAUUGGUAUUUCGCUAACAUGACUUGUACGCUUGUGUUAUGGGAUACUUGCAUAAGCACAUUUUAAGUAACAAUAUCAUGCAGAUUGGGAACCGAUUUCUGUUUUUACUGUGUUUUUUUUUUUUUAACAGUUAAAUUGGAAAAACAUAUAUGGGGAUAGUAAAAAAAAAAAAAAAAAAGCUGAUUUAGGAGGAAUGAUCCUUCUUAUGGAGGUCCUUAGCAGUCUAUUGCAUCUGUUUAUGGUCGCAUGUCACUGUUGAAACAAUUUGUGUGUCUUAAAAACCAGCAGUUACAACAGUGCAUGACUUAAAAUCUUUUCAGCUGUGCAUUGCAGAACUCUCUUUCUCUUAACUUGACAUUCCUGUAAAUAGCUGUUUUAUUAGUUAUUUAUAUACUACACUGGAAUGUCUUUGCAUUCCUUCAUGUUAUCAAGAGUAUCUCAGAUGUGACAUUUAAAAACUUUUUGGUGAAAUGUAAAUUAACUUUUGAAGUUUCCCUCCAGUCUCUGCACAGAUUGAACUAUCUUUUAAAUAAUGUUGCAUUCCUGUCCACUGGAAAAUACUGUUAUAAGGAGAAAAUAUUUUAUAGUGUUUUAGAAAAAAGUAGCCUUGAUUUAUUCAUGAUUUACUAAUUGUGUCCAUUGACGGUUGCAUGUUACUCAUUUUUAUUUUUCCCCUCAUUCCGGUUCCAUUGAGCUGGAACAUGGCAUAGCUUCACUGGAACAUAUUUUGUUUUAUCCUAAGAAAUGCAAAUAACACUGUCUUAACUGGAAUCUGUACAUUGUAAAUAGUUAAUAGCAAAUACAGCCUUACUGAGAAAGUAAAAUGUUGCACUUUUCAGUGCUUGUCAUUUGCGUAAUUACAUGAACAAACAUCAAACCUGUAUACUCAGUUUUGCUCAUUUUUUU